UCUUUCGCCCACCACGGCCUGACACUCUUUCAAUUGCGACCGCUGCGCCAUUACACGCUCACUAGAUUGCUUCGAAAGUGAUAUAGACCUGUUUCCAAGAUACUUAAUGCUCUAUAAUUCGCCCUUUCCGCCCUCCCUUCUCUCCUCUCCUCCCACCCCCCAGCUCCUCUCUGUUACACCCGGCAGAUCCUCUUCUUGCACCCAGAGCAGUGCCAUUCCUUCUUUGUACAUGCCCACUUUACCACGAUGGAUCCGGUGAUUGGGGAGCCCUUUCAGGAGCACGAAAAGCGCUACAUGCUCACAGAAGCGCUCAGGGCGAGCACGAUCCCUCUCGAAAGGCUUUAUAUUAUGCUUCAAGAAGCAAAUGGACCACCGGCAUGGGAUGAUAUGGUUCUUCCUCGUGGGCGAACUUUAAAACAGUGUAAAGCUGCGUUCGAGAGCCUGCGACCUGCUCUUCCUCCUCCUCUUCCUCCUCAUCCUGUUCACGCGUACCCGGCACCGACCCAGCCUUUUCAAAUUCCACCGAAACGCAAAUCUGAAUCUGCAAUACUUGGGCCUCCUUACAUGCAAGCAGAACCUCCUGCAAAGCGAAGACAAUCCGGAAUGGAACCUAUGGUGGGCGCUCGAGAUAUCCGUCCAAAGCCGCCAAAUGGUGGUUCUCCAAUCUCGAUGAGUUCCACGCCGCCCACUGCUCCACAAAAGCGACGAGGCCGUCCUCCCAAAGCGGAAGUAGAUAGAAGGAAUCGAGAUGCAAUGCAAAGGGGCGAGGUCUUUCCAGCUCAAUUUCUACCUCCAACAACAGAAGAGUUUGCGACAAGUCCUUAUACCCCCAUUGCGCCAACACCUCCAGUUUUGGCUCCAGGCCCACCGACUCCCCAAGGUUACAUCGAGCAGACUCCACCAGACACUCAAGCAGAAGAUUCCCCAGGCAGGAAAAAAAGGCCGAAAGCACCACCAAAGCCAAAGGCCGCCCCGCCCAGACAACCUGGUGAAGGCAGCUUCUCAGUAAAUCCGCAAUUGCCAAUAGUAAGAGAGCCUCAUGUACAUCCACCAGUACCGAACAUUGCAGCCAUAACGGAAUUGGAGCAAACUGGUCCAUCCCCUCAGUCAGCUCCAAGUGUUAUGCCGAGCCCUGUAUCAGCGACAAUCGAAGCAGCAACCUCAGCAGAAUCUCAACCUUCAGCACAAGCCGCCUCCUAAAUUCUAUAAGCCCGUUUCCUUAUAUAUUCGACGCCAUUUUAGGAUUCUAUGACACGUCCUACGGCCAGAAUCCCAUGGACCAGUUCGUUUUUUAACGGCCCCUACGAUCGAUCGAUGAUCGACUUACUAGAGUUACGCCUUCAACGAUCGAAAUUUGAUGGACAGCAACUAUUACGCAAUCCACGAUUACUUCUAAUGUCCUAAUUCCUUCGACGAAACAUAUUU
This is a messenger RNA of Mollisia scopiformis, 1425 nucleotides long. RefSeq lists its product as uncharacterized. NCBI's taxonomy places the organism in Eukaryota, Fungi, Ascomycota, Leotiomycetes, Helotiales, Mollisiaceae. The record is from RefSeq and is a predicted model, not a curated record. Bases 247 to 1200 code for a protein of 317 amino acids. The transcript is spliced from 4 exons.